Messenger RNA from Andrographis paniculata, 1317 nucleotides. RefSeq names its product rho GTPase-activating protein 2-like. Gene Ontology annotation, biological process: signal transduction. The record is from RefSeq and is a predicted model, not a curated record. Bases 1 to 1317 code for a protein of 438 amino acids. Lineage: Eukaryota; Viridiplantae; Streptophyta; Magnoliopsida; Lamiales; Acanthaceae. The transcript is spliced from 4 exons. Gene Ontology annotation, molecular function: GTPase activator activity.
AUGACGAAAUCAUCAUCAUCUAGUUUGGGCGAGGAUGAAGAACGAGCCAAGCAGCAGCAGCAGCAGCUUUCGUUGGUGGACUUUGUGCUGUCAGCUUUAAGGAAAUCCAUGGCGUCAACGUGCCGAGUGGAUAGGCCCGACCAGGAAGUGGUGUCCGCCGUCGGACUCCGUCACAUGGAAAUCGGCUGGCCCACCGAUGUCCAGCACCUCACCCAUGUCACUUUCGACAGAUUCCAUGGCUUCCUCGGCCUUCCCCUCGAGUUUGAGCUCGAAAUUCCUCCCAAACCCCCUAGUGCCAGGGACAAUUUGCUGCAAGAAAAUAAAAAUCAUUCAUUCUUUGCAAGUGUGUGUGGUGUCUCUGCCGAAUCUAUGCAGUGGUCUUACGACGGUAGAGGCAAUACUGUCCCAACAAUUCUCUUGCUGAUGCAGCAGAAGCUGUACUCCCAUGGCGGUCUCAAGGUGACUCUUGAUUUUCCACUGUUAUUACUCUUUCUGUCUUGCUUAUUCCACCAGCUGUGCUAUCGACAGGCGGAGGGCAUCUUUCGUAUAAAUCCAGAGAAUAGCCAAGAGGAAUAUGUAAGAGACCAGCUCAACAGAGGCAUUGUGCCUGAAGACAUUGAUGUCCACUGUCUAGCAGGUUUGAUCAAAGCAUGGUUUCGGGAGCUCCCAUCUGGUGUCCUUGAUGGGCUUUCGCCAGAACAGGUGUCGCAGUGCAAUACAGAGGAGGAAUGCGUUGAGCUUAUCAAGCAGUUAAAGCCAACUGAGAAGGCCUUGCUCGCCUGGGCUAUUGAUCUCAUGGCUGAUGUUGUCGAGCAAGAAGGAUCCAACAAGAUGAAUGCCAGAAACAUUGCCAUGGUUUUUGCGCCCAACAUGACGCAGGUGUUGAAUCCGGUGACUGCGCUCGAGCAUGCUGUUCAAGUGAUGAACUUGCUGAAGACACUUAUACUGAAAAGGUUAAAAGAUCGGGAGGGAGCUGGUGGGGCGGACUCAUCCAGGCCGUCUCGAUUCUCAGAUGGGGAAUAUGAUGGCCAACGUGAGACGGACGCCAGCUAUGAAUUGGUAGGCCGUGAUUCAGAGGAUGAAGAGCAGCAAGAUUACUACAGCUCCUGCAAUGAAGACAAAGAUGAAGUAGAGUCAUUGAGUGAAAUUGAAUAUUGCUUCUUAAGACAACUAGACGACAGCGAAAGCGCUAAAGAUGGCUUCCGGAAACAAUUAGAGAGGAUACUGUGCAGGGAACAUCCGAGCCCCGUAAGCAAUAAUUCCUCCUUGAAGGCAGAUUCUCAUGUUCAUGCAAUAGCACGCCGCCACCGGGGAUGA